AUGAACGACUACAAACCUAAGCGUAUCCGUGUUUACAGGAAUGGCGAUACGUACCACACUGGAAGAAAACUUGUUGUAAAUCGGCAUAUUUACAGAAACUUUGAGCAGUUUUUGUUUCAUCUGACAGAUGAGGUCAAUUUGGUAUCUGGCGCUGUUCGAAAACUUUAUGAGCUCGAAACAGGCGGGCUAGUGCACAAUCUAGAUAACCUUAAAGAUGGCACGUCCUAUGUUGCAACAGGCGGCGAAUCUUUAAAACGAAUCGAGUACUUGGCCAAUGAGGAUCCAGUUGCUCCAUACAACACUAGACCCACUAGCUCCAUGAUGGCUAGCAAAUCUGUUUCAUCCGAGUCCAAAACCCGUCGUAUAAUCAAUCGAUCCACUGGCGGUUUGUUGCAAGAAACAGAAACUCCCCCACUUCACGCCGAGCCACAAAUCUUUAGUCCUAUAAGCAAGGCAUAUAAAAUUAUAGUCUUUGAAAACGGCGAAGCAUUUUCUCCUGGACUUCGGAUGAUUUUAAACUAUCGCAAUUGCAAAUCUUUUGAGCAGGUGCUGCGCCAUCUGAGCACAAAGAUGGUCUUGACGGCAGGACAAGUCCGAAAGCUUUAUGAUGCCGAAUCAGGAAAACGCAUUCGUUCACUUAAUGAAAUACGUCCAGGUCACAAUCUGGUGGCAGCAGCAUUUGAGCCUUUUAAAAAAGUUCAGUAUCUAAAGCAGGAUCUAUCUACUCCUGCCCCAGUCAUCAAGCAUGAAACACAGGCAGGUUUUCAUUAA
Batrachochytrium dendrobatidis JAM81 is the source of this 771-nucleotide messenger RNA. RefSeq lists its product as uncharacterized. The record is from RefSeq and is a predicted model, not a curated record. The transcript is spliced from 3 exons. Gene Ontology annotation, cellular component: microtubule; microtubule organizing center. Lineage: Eukaryota; Fungi; Chytridiomycota; Chytridiomycetes; Rhizophydiales. Bases 1 to 771 code for a protein of 256 amino acids. Gene Ontology annotation, biological process: intracellular signal transduction.